UAUGUUCUCUUCCGUUAGUUCCGGCUACGCGGAUGGACGCGAACAUGGCGGCUGAGGGAGAUGUGGAUUUGGACCUGGAGGCGGAGGAGAAUUGCACCGGGAAACCAACAGAAAAACCACGCAAACACGACAGCGGGGCUGCUGAUUUAGAAAGAGUCACUGAUUAUGCAGAAGAGAAAGAAAUCUCGAGUUCUGACUUGGAAACGGCCAUGUCUGUGAUUGGCGACAGGAGAUCCAGAGAACAGAAAGCAAAACAGGAAAGAGAAAAAGAAUUGGCCAAAGUUACGAUUAAGAAGGAGGAUGUCGAGCUCAUUAUGGCGGAGAUGGAGAUUCCACGUGGCAUGGCCGAGCGCAGCUUGAGGGAACACAUGGGGAAUGUUGUAGAGGCUUUGAUUGCACUGACCAACUGAACUGUUAAGACCCAGCUGUGACGGUAGCAUGGGCAGCGGAGUGACUCUGCUUCACGCUGAAAUCUCAUCUGUAAUCAAACAUCUUACCCGUUACUAAUCCAGUUCAGCCAGGUUCACUUCUCGGCUUUUGUAAAGACUUCCUUAAUUUUUAGUAAAUUUUUUUUUUUUUUUGUACAAAAUACUCAGUGGGUGAAAGACCAAGGUAUGUUUUAGAACCAAAUGUUCCUGUUAUAGUAAUUUAUUCACACUGAAAACCAAGAUUUUUACAAAGGUCUGAGUAGAACAAAAAUUCUGUAAAGGAAUCCAUCAAAUGUACAAAAUUAAAAUGCAAUAAACUAUGAUUUGUUGCCACACUAGAA
This is a messenger RNA of Neoarius graeffei (lesser salmon catfish), 769 nucleotides long. RefSeq names its product huntingtin interacting protein K (gene hypk). The record is from RefSeq and is a predicted model, not a curated record. Gene Ontology annotation, biological process: negative regulation of apoptotic process; protein stabilization. The coding region runs from base 33 to 410 and encodes 125 amino acids. The transcript has 4 exons. NCBI's taxonomy places the organism in Eukaryota, Metazoa, Chordata, Actinopteri, Siluriformes, Ariidae.